AUGUCUGUGCUGCUUGAGACGUCACUUGGUGACAUUACCAUUGAUCUUCUGGUAGAUGACGCGCCAAAAUGCUGUGAGAACUUUCUCAAGCUAUGCAAAUCGAAGUACUACAACUUCGCGCCUGUGCAUAGCGUCCAGCCCAACUUCUCCUUCCAGACUGGCGAUCCCGUCGGUCCAGGAUCCAAGGACAGUGAUGGCGGUCGCUCAAUCUGGGGCUUGCUUGAUCCCACAGACACGGCAAAGAAGAACUUUGUACCAGAAAUCAAGCACCACCUGAAGCAUGCGGAGAUGGGCACCGUCAGCAUGGCCACAGCGCCAAAUCCAGAGAACCCUGACGAACGAUUCGCAGGCAGCCAGUUCAUCAUCACACUCGGCCCAAACAUCGACUUCUUGGACGGUAAGGCUGCCAUAUUCGGUACAGUCGUUGAAGGUUUCGAUGCGCUCGAGAAGAUUAACACAGCGUACGUCGACGACAAGGGCCAGCCGCUCAAAGACAUCCGCAUUCUGCACACUGUUGUGCUCGACGACCCCUACGACGAUCCUAUCGGUCUCAUAGAGCCACCAGAGAGCCCUCUCCCCUCUGCGGCGCAACUUGCAACAGUCCGUGUUGCUCACGAUGAGAACCUCGAGGAGGAGAAUGACCCAGAAGCGCUGGAGAAGGUUCGAAGGGAACGCGAGGCCCGCGCACAAGCCCUCACUCUUGAGAUGGUUGGCGAUUUGCCAUUUGCCGAGGUCGCACCUCCUGAGAACGUGCUGUUCGUCUGCAAGCUCAAUCCCGUCACGCAGGAUGAAGACCUGGAACUCAUCUUCUCACGAUUCGGCAAGAUAAUGGGAUGUGAAGUUAUCAGGGACAAGCGUACUGGCGACAGUCUGCAGUACGCCUUCAUCGAGUACUCAAACCAAAAGGAGUGCGAACAAGCCUACUUCAAGAUGGACGGCGUCUUGAUCGACGAUCACCGCAUCCACGUCGACUUUUCUCAGAGUGUGUCCAAGAUUGCCGAUGACUGGCGGGAUAUCACCAACAAGAAGCGGAGACGAGCAGCAGGUGGGUUUGGUGGUAUCGACAACCUGGAGAAGAAGACGCAGUACCGUGGCAGAGGAGGUCGAGACAUAGUCUCGGAUUCUGUCGUCAACAACCUUGUAGUCGAUCGUGAUGUCGCACCGCAGGAGAGUAAGGCCCGGGAUGACAAGGAGAGGAGACGAGAUGGCGCACAGCGACGUGAGCGGAGAGAAGAGUACCACGACGAUCGAUACAAGCGCAACCGCAGUCGCAGUCCACAACGCGACCGCAGGGAUCGCGACGACGGCCGGUACGAAUCCAACCGGAGAGAGCGAAGCCGUAGUCCUGACAGGCGUCGCGAAAGCAGACGGGAUCGGAGUCGAGACAGACCCAAGCGAGACGAUGGGGAGAGAAGACGUUAA
Molecule: messenger RNA, 1422 nt
Organism: Ascochyta rabiei
Lineage: Eukaryota; Fungi; Ascomycota; Dothideomycetes; Pleosporales; Didymellaceae
Product: Peptidylprolyl isomerase
Exons: 2
Coding region: 1-1422 (473 amino acids)
Biological process (GO): protein peptidyl-prolyl isomerization
Cellular component (GO): nucleus
Molecular function (GO): RNA binding; peptidyl-prolyl cis-trans isomerase activity
Source: RefSeq, a predicted model, not a curated record